UUUUGUUUUGAUCAUUUUUCAAGUUCAAGAUGGCGGCGCCCGGGUUGGUGAGAGCCACCAUGGGACUUUUGAAUUCUCGUUUACCGGUGAUUGUGGUGUGCGGAGCAACUGGUACCGGAAAAUCGAAAUUAGCUUUAGAAUUAGCUGAGAAAUAUGGAGGUGAAAUCAUUAGCGCCGAUUCUAUGCAGAUUUAUCAAGGAUUGGACAUCAUCACCAAUAAAGUCACGUCAGAAGAGCGGCAACUCGUACCGCAUCAUCUCAUCGAUUGCGCAUCGCCUUUGACCCGGUGGACUGUCGUGGACUUUCAACGCAAAGCCUUGCCCAUUAUUGAUGGCCUGUUGCGAGACGGCCGAGUUCCAGUCAUCGUCGGCGGGACGCAUUACUACAUCGAGUCGUUACUAUGGAAAGUGUUGCUGGACGACGAUGGCGGUGAGCAGACGGCACGGCCGCUCCUCUACGAGCGGGACGAACAGCUGCGCCGCGAGCGUCCACUUUGCGCCGCCCAAAGUGACGAUGACGAGCAACUCUUGAAAUUGUUACGUUUCGAUGAUGGAUCGGACGGGCCGCAAUUGCAACACUUGACCAGCGGACGACUUCACCGGCUCUUGAACAAGGUCGAUCCCGUUAUGGCCGACGCCAUUCACCCGAACAAUCGGCGCAAAAUUGUCAGGUCACUUCAAGCGUGGCAACAGCACGGCCGACCCCAUAGCGAGUUGCUCCGAUCGCAACGGGACUCUGAGGGAGGCUCAACGCUGGGAGGUCCCCUCCGCUACGAUGCCGACCGAACGCUCAUCUUCUGGGUCCAAUGUCAACAGGAGGUGCUGGACCGUCGACUAGAUGCCCGCGUGGAUGACAUGAUGUCUCGCGGCCUUGUAGACGAAUUGGCUGAUUUCCAUCAACUCUACAACGCACGGCGCCUACAAGACCAGAUCAAAGAGCCGGAUUACACCAUCGGCAUUUUCCAGUCGAUCGGAUUCAAAGAGUUUCACGAGUACCUCGUGCUGCCAUCUAACGAGCGAACGGAAGACGUUGGAGGUCGUCUGCUCCAACAGGGCGUGGAAGCCCUGAAAAUAAGGACGCGGCGCUACGCCCGCAAACAGAUUAAAUGGAUUGUCAAGCGUUUCCUUCAACAACCCGAUCGCCAGGUAUUUCUAUUUUGUUUGCAUCCUAUUCAACAACAAUUGCAGGUGCCUCCAGUGUAUGGACUAGAUGCCACGGAUGUGACUGACUGGAACGAGAAAGUCAGGGAUGUCGCUUUUCGAAUAGUGGAUUCGUUCAGCUCCGGCGACAGUGGCAGCGAGGCUGCAGCCGAUGAGAUGCAGAAUGAACGCCCCAAGCCGUUGGCCGUCGCUGGAACGUCUUCGCGAGAAGAGCAAACAUCCUUUCACUGCCCGCUCUGCGAUAAGGUGACGGUCGGCCAGCGCCAGUGGCAAGAACACGUCCGCAGCAACCGACACCGCAAACUGGUCAAACGGGCAGCCGAUGGAGACGGCCUCGACCAGCCAAAUCCUAGACGACAUAAAAGAAGACCAGAUACAGAUGGAACAAAUGCCGGGUCGAAAACGUCUCUGACAUGCGAACAGCAGCAGCAGCAGCAGCUACCACUACAAAUAGAUCCUGCUACCCUUGUACAAGAGUAGCAGACAAGAAAACAAAAAUAUAGAUACCGUUAAGUCAAAGUCUUAAAAAAAAAAAAAGAGGCCGCGUUUAAUGAUCGCUUCCCCUUUUUCUUGCGUGUCUGUGAUCUCAUUUACCGUCUGACUGGCAAACGUUCGCACAAUAAAAAGUCGAACUAAUGAUAGUCAAUUGUGUUGGGAGCAUUUCGAAACGGAAUCGCGGUAAAAUAUAAGAGUCUACACAGACAAUGCAAUUCUAA
Messenger RNA from Daphnia magna, 1876 nucleotides. RefSeq names its product tRNA dimethylallyltransferase. Gene Ontology annotation, molecular function: tRNA dimethylallyltransferase activity. Gene Ontology annotation, cellular component: mitochondrion. The record is from RefSeq and is a predicted model, not a curated record. The transcript has 7 exons. The coding region runs from base 30 to 1640 and encodes 536 amino acids. Lineage: Eukaryota; Metazoa; Arthropoda; Branchiopoda; Diplostraca; Daphniidae. Gene Ontology annotation, biological process: tRNA modification.